GAAAACAACGCUGGCCCUUUAAGGCGGGGUGAUCGCUCAGCUGGCGACCGUUCCGCGGUAUUAUCGAGCUCCAAGACUACCAACACACAUGAGAUAGAUGGAAUUAUAACAAUGGAAUAUCACUGCGUUCUGUUUACCGUUUUGUUGCAGUUAAUCGUCCAACCAGGCAGGUCCAGGCCCACUAUCACCCCAGACGGACCCUGGCUCACAGUACCACAGAACAGCGACUUCAGCUUGCGCUGUCAGAGCAACAGUUCAGUGCACUGGCUGCGAGAAGACCGUCCCAUGCGAACCCUAAAGGAGGAACAAAGGCAGGGUCAACUAACAGUUCUUAAAGUGAGCAAAGCAGGCCCUCAACACAUGGGCAAAUAUUCAUGCCGUGAGGAGUCUGGUGAAAAGAGCUCCAUCUAUGUGUAUGUAAAAGCAUUCCUCUCAGCAGAUCCUGAAAAUCCCUUCAGGAGGAGCAUCGUGUUUGACAUUGUUGCGGGAGAAGGAGACACGGCCAUGAUCCCAUGCUUGGCUACAGACCCAAGUAUGACAGAGUUGCACCUGCAGAAAUGCGACGGACAGCCGCUCCCCAACAGCCUGCGAUAUUCAUCCAGUAUUGAGACGGGCAUGAUGUUGGAUGAUGUUAGGAAGGACUUUGAGGGAUGUUACGUCUGUGUCGGGACUCUAGAAGGCACCACGGUUAAAUCCGGACAAUAUCAACUCAAUGUCCGCCUCGUUCCAGACGCGCCUCCUCUGAUCACACUGGGUCAGCCUCAAAGAGUGCUGCUCACCCGGGGGGAAAAACUCUCCCUAUCCUGCUCCACCUCAAAUGUCAACAGCGACAUCAAAAUCAAUUGGAAGGCUCCACGUGGAGUGCAACCGUCAGUUCAGCUGACCUCACGUCUCCUGACUGAGCCUAUUUCUCACGUGAGGACCGCCAUCCUCAGCCUGGGGUCUGUGACAGUGCAGGAUGCAGGGAGUUACAACUGUGAGGCCAUGAAUGAAAGAGGGACCAGUACAGAGCGGGUCUGGGUCGACAUCUAUGAUAAAGGCUUUAUUAACAUAACAAGUGUGAAUAACAGCACUAAGAGAGUGCGCGCUGGAGAAAGUCUGUCCCUGCAUGUGGUAAUGGACGCUUACCCAAAGCCUCGUACGUUUUCCUGGAGCUACGGUGUUGUAAAACUAACCAAUACUACUGAUCAUGUCAUUACCAGCCGGUCACAUGGGAAUAGUUACACGAGCGAGCUGAAACUAGUGCGUCUCAAGGUGUCAGAAAGUGGCGUUUACACCUUUUCAUGCUCAAACCGAGACACAACUGUCCAUCAAACGUUCGAAGUCCAUGUCAUAAGUAAACCACAGAUUGUGUCCUAUGAGGGGCCGACUGAUGGACAGGUGCGCUGUGUGGCAGAGGGUUACCCUACUCCUCAGAUCAAGUGGUAUUACUGUGACCAACCCCAUUCAAGGUGCUCUAAUUUGCUGAAUGCCACUCAGGAAGAGGAGGAUGUUGUCACUGUAACCAUGACAAAUCCUCCCUUUGGGAAAGGCGCAGUGGAGAGCCGUCUGAACAUAACCAAGAACAAUUACGCCACCCUUGAAUGUGUGGCAUCUGCCAAUGGGGAAAUCGUGUACACUCUUUUCUCUAUCAGCGAGAACACUGUUCCUCAUGAACUCUUCACACCGUUGCUCAUUGGUUUUGUUGCUGCGGCUGUUAUUCUUGUUCUCAUCCUGAUCGUGCUGUCCUACAAAUACAUGCAGAAACCUAAAUACCAAAUACAGUGGAAGGUCAUAGAGGGUAUUCAUGGAAAUAGCUAUGUGUACAUUGACCCCACCCAGCUUCCAUACGACCACCAGUGGGAGUUUCCCAGAGAUAAGCUGCGUUUUGGAAAAACUCUAGGAUCUGGAGCAUUUGGAAAGGUGGUGGAGGCCACUGCUUAUGGAAUGUCCAAAGCAGACACUGUGAUGACCGUAGCUGUGAAGAUGCUCAAACCUAGUGCUCAUGCCACUGAGAAAGAAGCUCUGAUGUCUGAGCUGAAGGUGCUUAGUUAUCUUGGCAACCAUAUUAACAUUGUCAACCUGCUAGGUGCCUGCACUAUUGGAGGUCCAACACUAGUUAUAACGGAGUACUGCUGUUUUGGUGACCUGUUGAACUUCCUGCGCAGAAGGAGAGAAUCCUUCUACUUCUCUACGCUAGGAGAAGACUCUUACUAUAGAAACAUCAUGCUGCAGCCAGAACCAAAUGAGAGCAGGAAUGGGUACAUGACCAUGAAGCCCUCUGUAUUGGGAAUUCUGUCCUCAGAAAACAGAAGAUCACUUAAUAAAGGUGAUUCAUACAGCGAUUCAGAUGCCGUCAGUGAGAUUCUGCAGGAAGAUGGCUUGACUCUGGACACUGAGGAUCUUCUCAGCUUCUCCUACCAAGUAGCCAAAGGGAUGGAUUUUCUGGCAUCCAAGAACUGUAUUCACAGAGACCUAGCAGCCAGAAACAUUCUCCUCACCCAAGGUCGAGUGGCCAAGAUCUGUGACUUUGGACUAGCCCGAGACAUCACUACUGACUCAAACUAUGUUGUUAAGGGCAAUGCCCGUCUUCCAGUGAAGUGGAUGUCCCCCGAGAGCAUCUUUGAGUGUGUGUACACCUUUGAGAGUGAUGUCUGGUCUUAUGGCAUCCUGCUGUGGGAGAUUUUCUCCCUCGGGAGUAGUCCUUACCCGGGAAUGCCUGUGGACUCUAAAUUCUAUAAGAUGAUCAAGGAAGGAUACCGAAUGGAGUCACCAGAGUUUGCCCCAGGUGAAAUGUACGAGAUCAUGCACUCGUGCUGGGAUGCCGACCCCUUUAAGAGACCCUCAUUUAGCAAGAUAGUGGAGAAAAUCGAACAGCAAAUCUCAGACAGCACCAAACAUAUUUACUUAAACUUCAGCUCCAGGUUGCCUGUUGCACCGGGGCCUCAUGAGGAAUCCAGUUCUCAUGUCCAGCGGCUAAACUCAGUGGGCAGUCACAGUGCCGCCACUCAGCCCCUGUUGUCCAACAAUGAUGUCUUCUUGGAAGGGAUAGGUCCACGUCACCCUCCAGUGUGAAGAUCUGAUUCCCAGCAAAAACCAUUCAUCUACUGAGACCCUUCGCCUUAGCUCCACUGUAGCUGUCUGACAUGCAUGAGGACUUUGGUGGAAAACACUGAUCAAAAAUCUCUUUUAGGAUUGAAGAGCAGUCGUAUUCUUUCCAUUCACCUUUCUCGCAGAUUGUGUAUAUAAGCCCCCCUGCCAGAAAGGACAGUGAUGGUGUGCUUUCCUAUUAACAUUUCAUGUAUUCUUUGGAACUGUGGGACAUCAAACUUUUGAGAAAGCUAAUAAUCAAUGCUGGUAUCAUCCCAUGGUACUAUAUCUUCAAUGUGAGUCUGCAAGAGGACUGAACCUUUUUUUGUAGAAUCCCUUUGCUUUAUUAUAUGGGAUAUAUAAACACAGCAAUGCUUCUUUUGCUAAUAGUCAAGUCUUUACAAGUGACAGGAGUCAAACAGGCUGUUUCAAGUCGGAGACUAGAUGAAAUCAUGAGGAUCACAAAGACUUUCCCAAAACAUCUCUGACAUCUUGACAUACAAUUUGAUGACCUUUUAGCCGAAAAUGCAUUAUGCCGCACCUUUAUGAUACUGUAAAACUUAUGUGUUGAAUAUGACUCAGUCAUAUGUCAGACUGUCAGUAGUAACAGAGUCACUCCUCUCAUAAAUUCAAAUAUCAAACAAAUAAAAGGCAACAUUAUUUGGAAAUGAAAUGUAUAAGCAGCAAUAACUCAGUAAAAAACUGUAAAAGCAUUUUGACAGCAUAAUCAUGCUGCUGCACAAGCCAAAAACAAGCUACUUGAUGCAUGUUGUAUUUGGGAUAGUAUUUUCGUCAGUUGGCAGCUGAAUCUGGAAGACGUUUUACAUUUAAAUAGACCAAAUUAAGACACAUUUCAGUUCACUGUCAGGAAAGGUGUUGAGACACGAAUAGGCAAUUCAUCACAGUUCAUUGUUUACUUUAAACACUCAGCGAUAUUUUGGUUCCAUAGCAGUAUUAUAUUAUUGGCUUGUGUUGUCCUUUCCUUUUCCAGGAAAUGUAAUUUGGGACAGCGAAAUGAUCCAGUCAAGCAGUAAUUCAAGCUUGACGUAUCAAACUUUUAGACAGUGUUUCUUUUAGGGAUCACUUUAAACAGUUUCUUCCACCUCUCCUGUGUGUUUUAAGGAAAAUAUUUGGUUUAUUUUCAUUUGUAUGGCAGAUAUAUCUUGAUUCAACACUUUGAAAAUGUUUCUUUGAGUAGUUUUAUGUAUGACGUGGUUCCAUAAUGGUGGACUGUAAAAGAUCAGUAGCUUCUGUAGCAUCGGUUCUGUUCUUUAUUCCAGAGAAAAAUGGGAGUGAUUCCACAUUUUAUCUUUCAUGAAACUGGAAGACAUAGUGAGUAGUGCUCUUUUGUACAUUUGUAAAUGUUUUGCUAGCUUCUUUGUUCCAUCCAAUUUUGUGCAUAAAAAGUAAGGUGGGGGUCUGGUAGUUUCAAGGAGAGACUGCUCUGAGAUUGCAUCGUCGCUCUGCUUCUUGUGUUUGCGGAAAUCGCGGGUUAUCAUUUCCUACAGACUUGACUCAGUUACUCUGACUUCUACUUACCACACCAACUGUUGUGCCUGAAAUGUUUUCUAUGCUCUUUAGCCAAUGAGAAUCGUGCUGUUGAAGGUUGAGCCAAUAGAAAGCUGCUGCUGCUGUGUAGAAAUGGGUGCCAAUGGCUUCUUGCUUUCUGUAGGAGUAGCCAAUGAAGGAUCUGCCAAUAGACAGGUGGCUUUCAGAUGGAGGACAAAAAGAGCGGCUUUCUGUUACUUAGAUGAGCCAAUAUUCUCAUUCCACCGCCAAAGGGAAAAGGGCAGAGUAUUUGUUCAAAUAUGAGCUACGUACUGAAUUAUUCAGUCAACACCAACCGCAGAACUCAUUGCUGUGCAAACAUCAGUAGUCUGGGCACUCAGUCAGUAGCUCAUUUUCCAGGUCUCCCUCUGUUCUUUGUGUCCAGCUGCUUCCUCCGGCGGAUGUCUCACUUCCACAAAGUCUCAGCCGGGGAGAUCCAACUCAGCCGUAUCCCAUCUCCACCGCCCCCCCCCCCCCCCCCCCCCCCCCCCCCCUCCUCCUUUUCGCCACACUAGGACAUUGUUCCUGAUGGGCACUGGCUUUUGCUUCCAUUUGCGCUAAUGUGUUUUGUGUGAGAGUGUAUGAAUGUGUAAAUGCAGGUCAUUUGCUGUUAAAAUGCCAGAGCACUGAUGGGUUCCUCCAGUAGAACGACUGUAGUUAAUGAACUUCAGAUUGUCUGAAUUAUAGUGCUGAAGCAAUCGAUGUUCAGCCGCUACAUACAUACCAUCACUGUUUGCUCUUUUCUUGUAUGUAAAUAAUAUAUAUAUAUAUAUAUAUAUAUAUAUAUAUAUAUAAUGUAAAUCAAAAUGUUGCUUCUUGUUUUGUUAUCACGGUACGUGCUCUCAUGUGUUACAUAUAUUUUUGUAUGUAUGUUAUAUUUUUGUUUUGUUUGUUUUGACAUGAUCAUCUUCUGUCAUUAUUUUGCCUCUUGAUUCAUUUAUUCAUAAGUGCAGUUUUCAGACACACAGCAGGUACAGUUGGUUAUAUAUUCAAUGCAUUUAUAUUAUAUUCAGCGUUGCUUGUCGUUUCAGUAUUUUCAGUGUUUGCAUUAUCGAUGAAAGGAGGAACACAUGAAAAUAGACACAGAUGGUCCAGGAAUUCCAUCCCAUUUGUGACCGCAUAGUCACUACAGUUCUCGUAUGCAUUUUUAAAUAAUUGAAAGGUGUUUUGCCCCAGAAAAGACUGUUUAAUGUAUUUUAUUGUAUAUUUAUUUUACAGUUUUUAUUUUGAAGACAAAUGUGCAAAUCCUGUGUGUAGCUCUUGUUACUUCAGUAUGUAAAUAAAUAACUGAAACCAUGAA
Molecule: messenger RNA, 5917 nt
Organism: Ctenopharyngodon idella (grass carp)
Lineage: Eukaryota; Metazoa; Chordata; Actinopteri; Cypriniformes; Xenocyprididae
Gene: kita
Product: KIT proto-oncogene, receptor tyrosine kinase a
Exons: 21
Coding region: 112-3054 (980 amino acids)
Biological process (GO): positive regulation of cell migration; Kit signaling pathway; positive regulation of receptor signaling pathway via JAK-STAT
Cellular component (GO): signaling receptor complex
Molecular function (GO): cytokine binding; transmembrane receptor protein tyrosine kinase activity; ATP binding
Source: RefSeq, a predicted model, not a curated record